AAUGCAUUGGAAAGAAAGAUUGGAGACGUCCCAAAAAACACGGACCAAAUUCGAACGGAAAGGGAACCAGGACUGCCGGGUUAAUUAUAAACGGACGAAGCGAAGGCAUCGAGGCGCGGCUAAAUUCAUAAUAUGCCCAUGCGCCUCUUCAUCGUCAAGGAGAUGAGGUUUUCCUCUUCAUAUUUGAUCAUCUUCUACGACGAUUAUCAUCCCGCAUAUUUUAAGCAUCGCCGCGGAGAAAUCGUGUGAAAUAGGGAUGGGAUCUGCGUGCUUUACUUUCUGGGAUGAUUGCGUGGAUCCCCGGCAAUUGGAAGCCAUGUGGAGGGAUCCCGAUGUGGCUGCGGAAUGGGUUAGCGCUGGUGAGACAAAAGGAUCAAAAGUUCACCUGUCCCGAGACCACGAGGGUCAGCCUUACUUGACCCAAACCGAAAUGAAGGCAGUGUCGAGUAUCAUUGUUGGAAGACAUUUUGUUUCACAGAUAGACUCGGAUAUGCUAUGUGCAAUUGCUGAACUUGAAAGCGAUAGGAUGCCACUUGCUACACAAUACAACAAGAAAACAAAGGAAGUCAGCAUGGGACUCAUGCAAAUCUCCCUGAAAACUGCCGAGUGGAUAGCCAGUGAAUUGGGGUUCCGGGCAUAUGAUGUGGCAGGGAACUCAAAGCUGUUAUACUAUCCUUUUGUUAAUGUGUAUCAUGGUGCAGCAUAUCUGAAGUGGCUGUCAAAUUAUGAGCAAAAAGAAAGAAGUGAAGAGUUCAUUGUGAGGGCAUACAAGGGUGGUGUUAAGAAGGCAGCUCACAAGUCAACUUAAGUGUAUUGGAAGCGUUACCUUUCUGUCAAGGAAAACCUUCCAUCCAGGCAAUUUCUUCCACUACGUGCAUUUUCCUUGCAUUUCGAUUCUAUUUGUCGUACAAAUCACCUGCAAAUGGUAUCAUUCUGAUUUUCAUUGAUAUCUGCAGAAAUCCGACUGCAAAGCAAUACACCUUGUAAAGCUUGUGAGACAAUGGCAUUUUUUAAUUACUUUUUAUGAUAUUUGCUUUGAUUUUAUACAUUGCAUGAGUCUAUAGUUUUCUAAUUUUGAAAAUCAAUUAACACUAGAUUG
Messenger RNA from Cuscuta campestris, 1099 nucleotides. The record is from the annotation of a GenBank genome assembly. Lineage: Eukaryota; Viridiplantae; Streptophyta; Magnoliopsida; Solanales; Convolvulaceae.